AUGUCAUUAAGUUUUAUCCAGAAAGACAAAUCAGUUCAUUCAAAGACUUCCAAGAAGGUUACCAUUAACAUCUCUCAUAUAAGAAAAAUGGUUGUAAGCUGCAACUUCAGGAGGCUAGGGUCGCCAACUGUCGCUGCCUUAAGACUAAAAUCAGGCAAGGCUUUAAAGAAGCUUAAGUUGCUCAAGGAGAAAAAUAAUCUUACGGCCAAGAGUAAACUCAGAAAAAAUCAUUUCAAAUUCAACAAAAGGGCUAUUAAGAAUAUUCAUAAAGUGGAUCUAAGCAACUAUAAAAAUAAGAAAGCUGUCUCAAAGAGAACAAGAGCUAAAUGAAGAACUCUCUGCAAGGAAGAACAAGUCGUUGACAAAUGCUCACUUAUACAUAGAAAACUACUGGAGAAAAUAAACACAAAGAUGGAGCUAUCGAAGUACUGAAAUGGUAGAUUUUUCUCUCCCCAACGCUUGCAAAGGAAAAUAAUGAGUCCUGUGAAUAUGAACAGAGCAUUAAGAAGCCCAAAAGCCCAUAGGUUCGAUGAAACAAAGUAUCUCCCUGAGCUCAGCAUUCAAAGCAUUUAA
Messenger RNA from Moneuplotes crassus, 573 nucleotides. The record is from the annotation of a GenBank genome assembly. Lineage: Eukaryota; Ciliophora; Spirotrichea; Euplotida; Euplotidae.